Thalassophryne amazonica is the source of this 1942-nucleotide messenger RNA. It is a transcript of the gene tpo, whose product is annotated as thyroid peroxidase. Gene Ontology annotation, molecular function: peroxidase activity; heme binding. The coding region runs from base 1 to 1905 and encodes 634 amino acids. NCBI's taxonomy places the organism in Eukaryota, Metazoa, Chordata, Actinopteri, Batrachoidiformes, Batrachoididae. The record is from RefSeq and is a predicted model, not a curated record. The transcript has 11 exons. Gene Ontology annotation, biological process: response to oxidative stress.
AUGAACCCAACUACAGCCAGCUCUGUGACAGAACUACUCAUCUCCUCACACCAGGACAGUCUUCAAAUUGUCAAUAAGUCAUUACCCGAAAAUAGACAACGACGACACACAGCCUUGUCUUCAGUGCACGCGUUUGCUUUUCUUCGACAAGCCGAGCCUGAGACUUUGGAGAUUUCCAGAGCAGCUGAGCUCUUUCAAACAACUUUGCAAGUGUUGACAAAAAGAGCAAGAGAGCGAUAUCAGAGAGACGUCACUGCACCAGAGCUGCUUUCAUUGGAGCAUGUCGGUCUGAUUGCUGAGCUGUCACGAUGUCCUUCUGCAGUACAUCCAGCCAUCUGUCAGCAGAGUCAUCUCAGUAAAUACCGAUCUGUAUCUGGAAUCUGCAACAACAGACAAAAUCCUCUCUGGGGAGCAGCCAACACUCAGCUGGUCAGGUGGCUGCCGGCUGAAUAUGAAGACGGUGAGAAGGAACCAAAGGGUUGGAACCGUGGACGGCUCUAUAAUGGAUUCCAGCUUCCUCCGAUGGGUGAUGGACUUUCUGGUGAGAGGCGCUGUAUGCCAUUUCAUCGCUCCACACCUGCAUGCUUCAACAAUUUUGGGUCGGAUAUUAAACAGGCUUUCCAGCGACAGCAGAUGAACGCCAUCACAUCAUUUAUUGACGCUUCCGUUGUUUACGGACACACUCCAGUACUCCAGCAAUCUCUCCGUGAUAUCCACAGCCGUAAUGGGAAACUUGCUGUGAAUACUCACUUCAGUGAUUCAGAAGGAAGACCUUACCUACCCUCUGUCGCCACUGUGCCAUCAGCCUGCCACCAGGAUCCCAACGACCCACAGAGGGAGAGAGUGGAAUGUUUCAGGGCUGGUGACUCCCGGGCCAACGAGGGUCUGCCCUUGACUGCGCUGCACACGCUGUGGUUGAGGGAACACAAUCGAAUUGCAGAGACACUGAGAUGGCUCAAUGGGCACUGGAGCCCCGAGACUGUUUACCAAGAAACCCGCAAAAUUAUUGGAGCGCUGCACCAGAUUAUAACCAUGAGAGACUAUGUUCCAAAAAUUAUUGGCCUGGAAUCCUUCCAGCGUUACAUUGGACCCUAUAAGGGAUACGAUCCAACUACAGAUCCUUCUGCUUCCAAUGUGUUUGCCACUGCAGCAUUCCGGUUCGGCCACGCUACUGUCUCACCAAUACUCCGGAGACUCAAUGAGAGCUUCCAGGAACAUGAGCAAUUUCCCCACCUGAGGCUGCAUAACACUUUUUUCUGUCCUUGGAGAAUCGUGAAAGAAGGUGGAAUUGAACCAAUCCUCCGAGGUGUGAUCGGAACACCAGCACCAACUGUUCAUGCAGACACACUGAUGGCCGAGGAGCUGACAGAGAGGCUGGUUGUCCUUAAUAUAUCGCAACAGAUGGACCUUGCUGCUCUGAACCUACAGAGAGGACGCGAUCAUGGACUUCCUGGAUACAAUGAUUGGAGAGUAUUUUGCGGAUUGAAGAGAAUUAAGACAUUAGAAGAUUUCAUAGAUGUCGCAAGUGACCGCAAUGUUGCAGAAAAGAUCCUGAACAUGUACAAGCAUCCUGAUAAUAUCGACAUAUGGCUCGGAGGACUUGCUGAAAACUUGACACCAGGUUCAAGAACUGGUCCCCUCUUCAGCUGUCUUAUUGCAAAGCAGAUGAAAGCUCUCCGGCAGGGUGAUAGGUUUUGGUGGGAGGGUGAAGGCAUGUUCUCCCAGCAACAGAAGGCCGAGCUUUUAAAGACAUCUGUUUCUCGCAUCAUUUGCGACAACAGCGGUAUAAAGGAAGUCCUUCGUGAUUCCUUCAUAUUCGGGCAAUACCCUUCUGAUUAUGUCCCUUGUGAUCGUAUACCAUCAAUGCAUUUGGCGGCUUGGAAAGAGAAGAAGAGUACAGGUUAGGGGACACAGAAGAGUGAUAAGACCUCACAAUACGAGU